Messenger RNA from Echinops telfairi (small Madagascar hedgehog), 1006 nucleotides. RefSeq names its product olfactory receptor 7G1-like. Gene Ontology annotation, biological process: G protein-coupled receptor signaling pathway. Gene Ontology annotation, cellular component: membrane. The transcript has a single exon. The coding region runs from base 50 to 1006 and encodes 318 amino acids. NCBI's taxonomy places the organism in Eukaryota, Metazoa, Chordata, Mammalia, Afrosoricida, Tenrecidae. The record is from RefSeq and is a predicted model, not a curated record. Gene Ontology annotation, molecular function: olfactory receptor activity; G protein-coupled receptor activity.
AUUGGUCUAGAUAUAACAUAUGUAAUUGCUUUGUGACUCUGUCUUUUCCAUGAGACACAUCAACAACAUGAAAUCCAGAAACCAAACAAGUGUUUCAGAAUUCCUUCUCCUGGCACUGACAGAAGAUCUGGAACUGCAGCCCAUCCUCUUUAGCCUGUUUCUGUUCAUAUACCUGGUCACUGUCCUGGGAAACCUCCUCAUAAUUUUGGCCGUCACCUCUGACCCUCACCUCCACACGCCCAUGUACUUCUUCCUUGCCAAUCUCUCCUUUACUGACAUCUGCUUCAGCACAACCACCAUCCCAAAGAUGCUGGUGAACCUCCAAGCACAGAACCAGAGUAUCACUUUCACUGGAUGCCUUGCUCAGGCCUGCUUUGUCCUGGUUUUUGCUACUGUGGAAAGUAAUCUCCUUUCAAUAAUGGCCUAUGACCGCUAUGUGGCCAUUUGUCACCCACUGAGGUACACAUCUAUUAUGAACCCACGUCUUUGUGGCUUACUGAUACUAUUGUCCUUGCUAAUUAGCUUGGGGGACGCCCUGCUCCACAGUCUGAUGCUGUUGCACUUGUCCUUCUGCACACAUUUGGAAAUCCCUUACUUCUUCUGUGAAGUUGUUCAAGUCAUCAGGGUGGCCUGCUCGGACACAUUCAUCAAUAACUUCAUCUUAUAUUUUGGAGCUGGUAUACUGGGUGCUGCUCCUUUCUCCGGAAUAAUUUUCUCUUAUACAAAAAUUGUCUCCUCUCUUUUGAAAAUGCCAUCAGCAGGUGGAAAGUAUAAAGCUUUUUCUACAUGCGGAUCUCACCUUUCUGUCGUUUCCUUGUUCUACGGGACAGCUUUCGGUGCGUAUAUUAGCACGACAUUCACACGCUCCUCUAGAGAGACUGCAGUUAUUUCAAUCAUGUACACUGUGGUCACGCCCAUGAUGAACCCCUUCAUCUAUAGCCUGAGAAACAGGGACAUGAAAGGAGCCUUGAGAAACAUCCUCAGGGGCAUACCUGCUUUUCAGUGA